Impatiens glandulifera is the source of this 468-nucleotide messenger RNA. Its product is annotated as B3 domain-containing protein Os06g0112300-like. The transcript is spliced from 2 exons. Gene Ontology annotation, molecular function: DNA binding. The coding region runs from base 1 to 468 and encodes 155 amino acids. The record is from RefSeq and is a predicted model, not a curated record. Lineage: Eukaryota; Viridiplantae; Streptophyta; Magnoliopsida; Ericales; Balsaminaceae.
AUGAUUGUGGAAUCUUUAGUGACUGAUGAUAAAAUGGUCACAUAUAUAAAGGAGUCAAUACAAUCAUUUUCAGAAGCUAUUAUUAGGGAGGUGGAGAUGGUUCAAACUCUUCCUCUAUUAGGAAAACCUUUCUUUGAAGUGAUAAUCGGUCGAGAUGUUCCGAAGGAAAUGAAUAGAUUUUUACCCAAGGACAAUGUUCGAGCCUUUUUGGAGCAUGGUGGGAAGAGGUGGAAGAUAGUUUAUUAUGGAAGUGACAAGAUUAAAACAAGGUUUAAUGGAAAUUGGAAGACAUUUGCUAUCGACAACAAUCUAAACUUGAAAGAUGUGCGUUUGUUCGAGCUGAUGGAUGAGAGUAGAAGUCGUUGCAUCAUCUUUCGAGUAGAAAUUCGGAAAGGAGCUCUUCCAAUGAUUUUGAAGCAGGAAAAUGAAGAUAAAAAUUUUGAUAACAAUGUUAUUAUUAUCGAUUAG